AUGGAAAUUGAGAAUUUUGAUGCGGACAAAUUUCCCGACGACAUUUUAUCAUGGGGUGAAGACAAGCGCAAUUUAUUUAUACAUAUUUAUAAGACUUUGGAUGGGAUCCCAAUGUUGUUGUUUGCUGCCUUUAGCGUUCAACAAGUAGAGAAACAGACAUUUUACUUUAAGAUUUCAGGGGAGACGCUAACAAGCUUUCAGCUUCAUGCUUCAAGAUAUGAGAAAGACAACGUAGAAGUUGAGUUUGAUUACAUAGCAAAUCUUUGCAGGAUAACCAAAGCAUUUCGUGUGACAAUUUGCAGAGAUUUUAAACGUCUUGAAAUAUUUGUCUUGAAGAAGGUAGAUUCUUGGAUGUUAAGUUGA
Clunio marinus is the source of this 363-nucleotide messenger RNA. NCBI's taxonomy places the organism in Eukaryota, Metazoa, Arthropoda, Insecta, Diptera, Chironomidae. The record is from the annotation of a GenBank genome assembly.